Molecule: messenger RNA, 648 nt
Organism: Oikopleura dioica
Lineage: Eukaryota; Metazoa; Chordata; Appendicularia; Copelata; Oikopleuridae
Source: the annotation of a GenBank genome assembly
AUGAGUCCGCACGAUGGUACUCAUUCUAACACAAAGUGUAAAUAUGUUGUUGAUCUGGAGAAAUCGUGCCUUUUGAAUAAUUUUGAAAAGCGUGGCUGGCUUCCGACGUCAUUGGAAAAUGGCGACUGGAACUUCUACUGGUGCGCUGUUCACAACCUCAAGUACCUUUUCGGAAUCGAAGCUACGAUGAGAAUGAAUGACAAUCAACUUGUCAACCAUUUUCCGAAUCAUUACGAACUUUGCCGAAAAGAUUUAAUGGUGAAAAACAUCAAAAGAUAUCGAAAAGAACUCGAGAGAAACGACCACUGGCUUGCGGAGAAGGACAGCGAUGGGAAUUAUGUCCAUCUUGACAUCGUGCCGUCUACAUACCUUCUCCCCGCGGACUAUAAUUUAUUCGCGGAGGAUUUCAAGCGCCACCCAAACUCAACAUGGAUUAUGAAGCCGUGCGGAAAAGCAAGGGGCAUUGGCAUUUUCCUCAUUAACAAACUUUCGCAAUUGAAAAAUGGGCAAAUGCGCGGACAAAUAUCCCUCAGCAAACGACUAGAGAUACUUACGUUAUUUCCCGCUACAUCAACAACCCGCUUCUCAUCGGUGGAAAGAAAUUCGACUUACGAAUCUACGUCCUCGUCACUUCUUUCCGCCCCCUGA